Messenger RNA from Toxotes jaculatrix (banded archerfish), 3020 nucleotides. RefSeq names its product seipin-like. Gene Ontology annotation, cellular component: endoplasmic reticulum membrane. Gene Ontology annotation, biological process: lipid storage; lipid droplet organization. The record is from RefSeq and is a predicted model, not a curated record. The coding region runs from base 274 to 1542 and encodes 422 amino acids. NCBI's taxonomy places the organism in Eukaryota, Metazoa, Chordata, Actinopteri, Toxotidae. The transcript has a single exon.
GUAUCGACUUCCGGAUCACAGGGUCAUGUUUUGUGUGUAGCAGCAGCUAUAUUUGAAUGCCAGCUAAGUUGCUAACGAGCUUAGAUAACCUCCGAUUAAGUCAGAAGAAAAUAGACGUUACACCUUUAGAAGUCAAUAUAUGUAUUUUCUUAAAUCACAUAGCUUGUGGACUAAAGCUAACUCUCGGACUCUUGAGUGUGUUUUUGGACAGACGUGACAUGGGAGGGUGAAGAUAAGCUUAUUCAAACAGUUUCGGAGGGGAAACACCCAUUCAUGCAUGAACACAAGGACCCUCCACAGAGGCAGCAGUCAGCAGAGCUUGAAGGAGGAGCAAGUGUCCAAACCAGGACCAGGAGAAGGUCGGUGUGUUCUGGAUCAGACACGAUGGGAGCUGGGAUGGGAUCCAUUCUGCACUGGCUGCACGAUGUAGCAUCUGUGACUCUCCUCAAAGCCCGGCGGACUUUAUUUCAGGCUGCCGUCCUGUUCUGUGUCCUGGGUCUGCUGCUUUGGGUGUCCAUCUUUCUCUAUGGAAGCUUCUACUACUCCUACAUGCCCACUGUGAGCUUCUCCACCCCUGUGCACUUUUACUACACCUCUGAUUGUGAUGCCUCAGAGCCAGGGCUUUGUUCAUUCCCCAGGGCCAACAUCUCUUUCUUGAAGAAUGAGAGAGACCAGGUGAUGGCUUACGGCCAACCUUAUCGAAUAUCUUUGGAGUUAGAGAUGCCAGAGUCUCCGGUGAAUGAACAGUUGGGUAUGUUCAUGGUCAAGAUGUAUGCUUAUACCAAGGGUGGGGAGACUGUCUCAUCAGUGGGACGAUCUACAAUGCUGCAUUACCGCUCCAGCCUCCUUCAGACCCUGAAUACUUUACUGUUCUCUCCUUUCCUUCUGACUGGGAUGGCUGAGCAGAAGCAGCUCAUAGAAGUUGAGCUCUUCUCAGGCUACAAGACAAAUGCUUAUCAACCCACUAUCGGUGCUGUCAUUGAGAUCCAGUCCAAACGAGUGCAGAUCUACUCAUCUCAGCUCCGUAUCCAUGCCUACUUCACUGGUAUACGAUAUGUUCUGUACAACUUCCCCCUGACAUCUGCAGUGAUCGGCGUGGCCACCAACUUUGCCUUCCUCAGUGUCAUUGUGCUGUUCAGCUACCUGCAGUUCAUAUGGGGUGGGCUCUGGCCUCCAGACCAAGUAAGAAUCAGGGUCAUGAUGGGAGACAACACCCGCAUCCAGCAGAGGAGAGAGGAGGCCCGGAGGCGCAUGGAGAGGGAAAACUCACAGAGGGAACUUGACGCUCCUAAAGUGAUUGGAUCUGCAAAUGAAGCAUCUGAUUUCCAGGGAAAUGACACAGCGGCAGAGCUAUCAUCAAAGAAGUUCUCAGUUAUCUCCGAUGCCUCGGGGGUUGAUGCUCCAGAUACCAGGGAGGAAGGGUCUCAUGACUCUAAGGGGCCUGAUGAGAAAGACAGUUCCGACGUGUUGGAUGGAUGCCUGCUGCCUCACCAGGGCGAGACAACACUCCGACAGAGACCUGGACCGUGGAUGAGCCUGUGAACCAUGCCUCUGCGCACAGUUAAAGUACCUGUAGUGUAUUUUCAUAUGCCACAUGUCCCAUCACUGUUCAGUAGACGAAAAGUCAUUUGGCAGAUACUCAUAGAUGCACUCAAAGUCACUGCCUCAGUUGGCACAAAUAUAGAUGCAUGAAAAUAUAUUACUUGUGAUGUUUUAGGCAACAACAAGCUACAGCUUAUUGUCUAAGUUUACCUCACUGUAACCUUUACCUCUGCUCAUGUCUUUCUGCUUAUUGUCUGCUCAGUGUGCAGACUGUCUGAAAGACAACAGUGCUAUUACAGUCUUAUGUUUGUGCCAUUCGUGUUUUUGGUUGUGCCCAUAUCAGGAGGUGCUACAUUCCAGCUCUGUCUUGUUCAGCAGUGUUGUCUGAAAGAAAAUGGCAUUACCAUCAACUUCUGUCCAACAAUUUAACACACCUGUUUAAAGUCAGUUGAACCUGCUUGUGUUUUACUGCUCUGAUGUCUGAAAGGUGGCAUUUUCCCACUUCAUGGUCAGCUUGCAAUAAGUGAGGCACACAUCCCAGCAAUCCUCCUAUAAAAAUAGAAGUGGACAGUGACUCUCUUAAUUACCAGUUCAAAUAUAAGUAGACCUGAUUGUUUUUGAAUGUAACUGAUGUCCACUUGAAACAAAAUUUUAAAUUUGGAUUUUGAAUUUUCCAGAACUGUUUCACACGCUCUGAGAGGAUACGCACAGGCAUGCCCCGUGAUAUUUUUUUUCUCAGAGGCUCUCUCAGCAAUUAGAUUUGGAAAAUUUGCCCCAACAACUGUCUUUGUUUUUUAAUAACUUCCUAGGGAAAAAAAGGUCCAGCCUAAGGGAUACAAAAAAUUUGUUGCAUAUUUUAUUCUUUUUCAUCUUGCUAGUAGAAACGUUCUGUUUCAGUAAUUACUGACUUAACUGCUGUGGCACAUUAAGAUGAAUAUUCUGUGUUUUUACAAAGUUGGUUUUCAUUCCAUCUGAUCUCUGUAUUCAGUAUCUGUUACAGUGCAGUUUGCACUCUUAAGUUUAAAGAUGGUAUUUAUUGUGCUUUCAUCACAACAGAGCACCAAGAUAAUUUUCAGAUAUGUCUUUUAAGACAUAUUUGUUAAUCGGUCUGUUAAUUAAACAUGUUUGUAUUUAACAUUAAGGAACAUAAGAUAUUGAGAAGGAUAAGUAAGGUUACUGUUGUGAAAUUGGCUCUUGUUGGUAAAGCCGAUGACGAUAAGGUAAAGUAGGAAAUGUUGGCAAAUAGCUGAGCCUCCAUGUAUUUAACCUGCUCUUCAGGGGAGUUAGGGUUUAAGCAAUUAUGUGUAAGGGUUUGUGCAAGUUGUGUUGAUGUAGGAUUUUGUACCAAAGAUAUUAAAAUGAAGCACUUAUCACUUGGUCAUCUCAGAUUGUGUCUUUUAGAAUAUUCUUCUAAAUGCCUCUGAAGUUACAUGAGUAGGUGUUAUUUAUGCAUUGAUACUGAAUUAAACUAAUAAAAA